UUACUGAGCAUAUGAUUUUCAUUAUCGUGCGUAUUUACUAUUUAUUUUUUAAGUCGAAGACUGUAUUGAACUCUCUUGUAGAUGUCUCGUUAGGUACUCGUGAACGUGGGUAAUUCUUAUUACGUAUUAAAUAUGUUUCUUCUCCUAAAAACUGACUGUCUAAUUCCGACUAUUUUGUUAGUACAAAAAUAAAAUUUUUUUCUUCAGUUUAGAAUAAUCUAUUCAACUUAAAAAAAAAUCGCCCCGUUCACGUGUAUUUAAGACGAGAACAAAAAAUAUAAGAAUAUAUAUCAUUUAAAGUUCUUUAACAAAUAUUUAAAAUAGUUUAAUCUCUUCAACUUCUUUUAGUUCUCAUCAGAAAAAAAAAUUUAAAUGGCUGCCGAUACUCUGCGUGUUUUAAGAAAAAGACCAUUAGAAGAAUAUGAUGACGAAUACAAACCUUUGUCCAAACGAAUGCACAGUAUGUACUUGAAAGAUGGUCCACUUGCCACUGAAAACCAUUUGGCAAUCACAAACGCCUACGGUAAUGCAUCUACAUCAACACAAUAUAGCCAGCAAACGGCCACUGAUUAUAGUCAUCCUGAUGUAAAUCAUCAACAAAACAGAGUCGACGACCCACAAGAUUUACAAUAUGAUCCAGAUCUGACUUCAGAUCAAAAUCCUUAUUAUUAUGAAAGCAACAGAUUAUUAUUUGACCUUCAUGUUGAAAGGGUUCAUCGUCAUGGUCAAUAAUAAUUUAAAUUUAAAUAAUUCGUAAUAAAUAUUUGUUAUUCCCUAAAAUUAAAAUAUUUACCAACUAUAGUCUCUCAUGGUAUAACAUCAUAUUAUAAUAAUAUGUCAACUUAGUUUGACUAUAUUAUAACUUUAACUUAGUGUUCAUCUAUUUAUGUUAAUCUUUUAACUAGUAAUGAACAUAUAUUUAUAAGAAUUUGUUGACAUCAUGUUUCCUAUUUUAGCCAUUUGUAGGCAUAAAAAUAAACAUUUUAGCUUUAAGUAACCAGAUGGAUUAUUUUGUUAAGAAUAUAAAUUAAAUUUCUAAUAAUGAAAUAAAUUUUUAGAUAUUUAAUUAAAUCUAAUUACAGUAAUUUACUUAGUAAACUAAGUUAACUACAUUUUAUUUGUUUAUUUUAAAUUUUAAUUUAUUCCCAGGGGCCAAUUCAAA
Molecule: messenger RNA, 1162 nt
Organism: Rhopalosiphum maidis (corn leaf aphid)
Lineage: Eukaryota; Metazoa; Arthropoda; Insecta; Hemiptera; Aphididae
Exons: 3
Coding region: 373-732 (119 amino acids)
Source: RefSeq, a predicted model, not a curated record